Messenger RNA from Mercenaria mercenaria, 909 nucleotides. RefSeq names its product microfibril-associated glycoprotein 4-like. The transcript has a single exon. The coding region runs from base 1 to 909 and encodes 302 amino acids. NCBI's taxonomy places the organism in Eukaryota, Metazoa, Mollusca, Bivalvia, Venerida, Veneridae. The record is from RefSeq and is a predicted model, not a curated record.
AUGUAUCUGAAAAUACUAGCUGUGACUGUUUUCUGGACAGGUGUUAUAUCCGGCGAGGAUUUGCAGCACUAUUGUAAUCCCGUGAUAAAUAUCCUGAGAGAAAAUGAUCGAGGUUCCGAAAGUGUACAUGUCUCUACAGAAUUUCAGUCAGAGCAAGUAUGGCAGAUGUUUACUAAUGUAUCUAGAACACUACUGGACGAGUAUGAACUGAGAUUUGUUGCUUUCUUGAAUACACUAGACGUAACUUCAAGACCGAUCGAUUGCCAGGAUAUUAAAGCGUUGGGGCAUCGAAGGUCAGGAGUUUAUUACAUUUACCCGAAAAACACGAGAGGAUUUUCCGUUAGGUGCGACAUGGACACAGCAAACGGUGGAUGGACUCUUAUUCAGCGAAGAAUAUUGAACAGCGACUUUUAUAAGACCUGGGACGACUAUCAGUUUGGAUUCGGCAAUCUGAGUGAAAAUUUUUGGAUUGGUAAUCAACAGAUUCAUUUAAUUUCUACACAGGGCUGGUAUGAACUGCGAGUUGAUAUGACAAGCAUGGACAAUGAAACAGCAUAUGCAGAGUAUAAGCUUUUCUCUGUCGGAGAUGUUGAUUCAUUAUAUAAACUUACUGUAGCAGGCUAUAGUGGUACUGCCGGGGACAGCCUUACUGUACACAAUAACAGAAAAUUUUCUACAAAAGAUCGAGAUUAUGAUACCUCUAGUGGUAAUUGCGCUCGGAUGUAUUCUGGGGCCUGGUGGUAUGCAGAUUGUCAUGCUUCAAAUUUGAAUGGUGACUAUGGCAACAAAGCCUACGCAAAAGGCCCGGUAUGGCACACAUGGAAAGGACUUUAUUCGCCUUUGAAGACAACAGAAAUGAAGAUUCGUCGCUGGCAACAAAGCGAAACACUAGUUUCUGUAGACCCAUAA